This is a messenger RNA of Theobroma cacao (cacao), 1121 nucleotides long. Its product is annotated as mediator of RNA polymerase II transcription subunit 7a. The record is from RefSeq and is a predicted model, not a curated record. Gene Ontology annotation, biological process: regulation of transcription by RNA polymerase II. Gene Ontology annotation, molecular function: transcription coregulator activity. NCBI's taxonomy places the organism in Eukaryota, Viridiplantae, Streptophyta, Magnoliopsida, Malvales, Malvaceae. Gene Ontology annotation, cellular component: core mediator complex; mediator complex.
UUUUCAGAAUUAGCCCAUUCCCUCCGGUUCAAUUUUGGGCGGGUGAGCUUUCAAUCAGGUCGGGCCCAAAAUAUAACCAGCCCUUUUGGGCCCCAUUUAUUCGAUUUCGAAUCUUGGCUUUUCAAUCUUCUUCCUGGUCACUUUUCUAGAGUUUUCUCUGCAACCAAACAGAGCUCCCUUUUGUUAAUCGAAAUUUAUAUAGGUCUCUGAACAUUUUGGAAGUGUUAGGCUGAUCAACGAUGGCAACAGCUACCUACCCGCCACCGCCGCCGUUUUAUAGGCUCUACAAAGAUUACUUACAAAACCCUAAAUCGGCCCCGGAGCCUCCGCCUCCAAUCGAAGGCACCUACGUUUGCUUUGGUGGCAGUUACACUACUGAUGAUUUGCUUCCAAGCUUGGAAGAGCAAGGGGUACGGCAACUCUAUCCCAAAGGACCUAACGUUGAUUUCAAGAAGGAAUUGAGGUCGCUCAACAGAGAAUUGCAACUGCAUAUUUUGGAGCUAGCUGAUGUUCUUGUUGAGAGACCAUCACAGUAUGCAAGACGAGUGGAGGAGAUAUCUCUUAUAUUCAAGAACUUGCACCACUUGCUCAACUCGUUGCGUCCUCAUCAGGCUAGAGCAACACUGAUUCACAUUCUAGAACUUCAGAUACAACGCCGUAAACAGGCUCUGGAGGAUAUUAAGAGUUUAGGUAUGUGGCGGGAGUUUCUUGGAAAGGAAGCCAUGUGGUUAUGGGGCCAGAAUUGGUUGUGGUUUGGCUGUGCUAAUAGCUGUAGGAGAGAGGAAGCACAAAGACUGCUCAAGGAGUCACUUGGGACCCUAGAUGGACAGUAGCACAGCGAGUUUGAGCUUGUGUUGCGAAUCGCUCCUUUCAUGAUGUCGAUCCCUGUAACAAAGCUUAUGUUUCCCAGGAAUACUUGGAGUCAGGAAUAGAACGAGUGUAGUUAAAAGCUUGACUUGCUCUCUCAUCUUGUGGCAGUUUCAUUUUUAUUAAAGAGGAAUGUAUAUUAGUUUACGCUGUAAAAUUAUCAGGGAUUAGCAUACCCUUUUUGUUUUCAUUUUACACGUUAAUCUUGAUAUCAAAUCUCUCUAGGGCUGUCAAAGUGAAACCAGCUGAAAGUA